AUGGUGUUGGCGCUUGUGGUCGGAGUGUUGUGCGUGUGGGGCCGCUUGACCGUCGCAAACCCUGAAGCGAAGCGGCUGUAUGACGACCUCCUCUCGAACUACAACCGCCUGAUCCGACCUGUGGGGAAUAACUCGGAUCGGCUCACCGUCAAGAUGGGGCUACGGCUCAGUCAACUCAUCGACGUUAAUCUUAAGAAUCAAAUCAUGACAACGAACGUUUGGGUAGAACAGGAAUGGAACGACUACAAGUUAAAGUGGAACCCAGACGACUACGGUGGAGUCGACACACUACACGUGCCUUCAGAACACAUAUGGCUGCCAGAUAUCGUGCUUUAUAAUAACGCGGAUGGCAACUACGAAGUGACGAUCAUGACGAAGGCCAUCCUCCAUCAUGAUGGAAAGGUGGUGUGGAAGCCUCCAGCCAUCUACAAGUCGUUCUGCGAGAUCGACGUCGAAUACUUUCCGUUUGAUGAACAGACCUGUUUUAUGAAGUUCGGGUCUUGGAGCUAUGAUGGCUAUACGGUGGACUUGAGGCAUUUAAAACAGACGCCAGACUCAGACCACAUAGGCAUGGGCAUAGAUCUGUCGGAGUAUUACAUCUCAGUAGAAUGGGACAUCAUGAGGGUCCCCGCCACAAGAAACGAAAAAUUCUACUCUUGCUGCGAAGAACCAUACCCCGACAUUAUCUUCAACCUCACUCUUAGAAGAAAGACCCUUUUCUACACGGUCAACCUCAUCAUCCCCUGUGUUGGGAUCUCUUUCCUAUCAGUCCUGGUCUUCUACUUACCCUCUGACUCUGGUGAAAAAAUCUCGCUCUGUAUUUCCAUCCUUCUCUCCUUGACCGUGUUCUUCUUGCUUUUAGCAGAAAUUAUCCCACCGACGUCCCUUACAGUACCUCUGUUAGGCAAAUAUUUAUUAUUCACUAUGAUGCUAGUCACAUUAUCAGUAGUUGUCACUAUCGUGGUGCUAAACGUAAAUUUUAGGUCGCCAGUCACCCACCACAUGGCUCCGUGGGUGCGGAAAGUCUUUAUAGAUUUUUUACCCAAGAUAUUGUGUAUACAGAGGCCAGAGAAACCGCCAGACGACGAUGAGAAUGACAAACCGACCGAGGUCCUGACCGACGUUUUUGGUCCAGACGACAUGGACGGAAAGUUCAAGGAAUGGGGCUGUGAGGAGUAUGAGCUCCCUGGCAUGCCGCCGUCCCCUCCACCCCCUCCAGGAGGGGACGACGAACUGUUCUCCCCUCCCCCCGGGUCCCCCUGCCGCCUAGACCUAGACGACGGCAGCCCAUCUCUAGAGAAGCCCUACGUGAGAGAGAUGGAAAAGACUAUAGAAGGCUCCAGGUUUAUCGCUCAGCAUGUCAAGAAUAAAGAUAAGUUUGAGAGUGUGGAGGAUGACUGGAAGUACGUAGCGAUGGUACUGGACAGAAUCUUUCUGUUCGCGUUCACGAUAGCUUGCGUCCUCGGUACCGCGCUCAUCAUAUUCCGGGCGCCAACCUUCUACGACAAUAGCAAGCCCAUCGAUAUUCUCUACUCGAAAAUCGCCAAGAAGAAAUUGGAGCUGCUAAAGAUGGGCUCGGAAGGGGACCCGGGUCUCUGA
Pectinophora gossypiella (pink bollworm) is the source of this 1599-nucleotide messenger RNA. It is a transcript of the gene nAChRalpha1, whose product is annotated as acetylcholine receptor subunit alpha-like 1. Gene Ontology annotation, cellular component: neuron projection; postsynaptic membrane; synapse. The record is from RefSeq and is a predicted model, not a curated record. Gene Ontology annotation, biological process: monoatomic ion transmembrane transport; signal transduction; regulation of membrane potential. Bases 1 to 1599 code for a protein of 532 amino acids. NCBI's taxonomy places the organism in Eukaryota, Metazoa, Arthropoda, Insecta, Lepidoptera, Gelechiidae. Gene Ontology annotation, molecular function: transmembrane signaling receptor activity; acetylcholine-gated monoatomic cation-selective channel activity. The transcript is spliced from 7 exons.